UUUAAUCAGAGACGGGUCAUCUCUACCAUUCUGAAAACACCGGGCCUCUUUUAGCAAAGAGAUCCUGCAAUACUCUGAAUAUUUAAAUGGAUCGUACAAUAGGAUAAAGUCUUUUAUAUACCUGACUGACCCAUUACACAGUGACACACUUGAGAAACUCAUUGACCUUUGACCUCAUGGCUGUCACCGAGCAUCCCGAUGUUUCUCCAUCCUCCACCACCGAGGGAACAUCACCACCGACAACUCUGGCCAGCACAGAUAUAGUGGUGCUUGUCAUCUACUUCCUCUUGGUCCUGGCUGUUGGCUUGUGGUCAAUGUGGAAGACGAAGAGGAGUACAGUGGAUGGAUAUUUCUUGGCAGGAAAAAACAUGACUUGGUGGCCGGUGGGCGCCUCUCUUUUUGCCAGUAACGUGGGCAGCGGUCACUUCAUUGGGCUCGCGGGCUCUGGGGCGGCAGCUGGUAUCGGUGCCACUGCUUAUGAGUGGAAUGGCAUGCUGAUGGUGCUGCUUUUGGGAUGGUUAUUUUUGCCCAUCUACAUUGCAUCAAGGGUCACAACAAUGCCAGAGUAUUUACAGAAAAGAUUUGGCGGCAAAAGAAUACAGUUAUUCCUUUGUGUUUUAUAUCUGUUUAUUUACAUCUUCACAAAAAUAUCAGUGGACAUGUAUGCAGGAGCUGUGUUCAUUCAGCAGGCGCUGCAGUGGAAUAUCUACAUCGCUGUGGUUUUGCUUCUGGGCAUCACUGCUGUGUACACUAUUGCAGGUGGUCUUGCAGCAGUGAUCUACACUGAUGCAGUUCAGACUGUCAUUAUGAUCAUAGGAGCUCUGAUCCUCAUGGGAUUUAGUUUUGCAGAGGUGGGAGGAUUUCAGGCUGUCCUGGACAAGUAUCCUCAUGCCAUUCCCUCCGUCCGCGUCCCCAACACCACAUGUGGAAUCCCUCGUGAUGAUGCCUUUCACAUAUUCCGUCACCCUGUGACCUCUGACCUGCCCUGGCCAGGAGUAAUCCUGGGCAUGUCCAUCCCUUCCAUGUGGUACUGGUGUUCUGACCAGGUUAUAGUGCAGCGUUCACUGGCGGCCAAGAACAUUCUUCAUGCUAAAGGAGGCUCUCUGCUCGCUGCUUACCUGAAAGUUCUGCCCUUCUUUAUGAUGGUGCUGCCAGGCAUGAUAAGCAGGAUACUUUACCCAGAUGAGGUGGGUUGUGGAGACCCUGAUGUGUGUCAGCAGGUGUGUGGGAAUCCAGUGGGCUGCUCGGACAUUGCUUAUGCCAAACUGGUCAUGGAACUCCUUCCCGCAGGUUUGAGGGGUUUGAUGAUGGCUGUGAUGCUGGCUGCUCUCAUGUCCUCCUUGACUUCCAUAUUCAACAGUUCCAGCACCAUUUUCACAAUGGAUCUCUGGAGGAACAUUCGACGCAGCGCCUCCGAAUGGGAGCUCAUGAUCGUGGGCAGAGUAUUUGUAUUGGUGUUAGUGGUGGUGUCAGUGUUGUGGAUUCCUCUGGUUCAGUCCAGUCAGGGUGGGCAGCUCUUCAUCUACAUCCAGUCCAUCAGUAUGUACCUGCAGCCCCCCAUAACGGUCAUCUUCCUCGCAGGCUGCUUCUGGAAACGGACCAAUGAGAAGGGUGCAUUCUGGGGUCUAAUACUCGGCAUGCUGGUGGGAUGUACACGGAUGAUUCUGGAUUUUGUUUACCCCACACCACUCUGCUAUGAGAACGACACCAGGCCUGAAAUCAUCAAAUAUGUUCAUUAUUUAUAUUUCUCCAUCAUCCUCUCUGUCAUCACUCUCAUCGUGGUGGUGUGUGUUAGUCUGGCAACAGAAAAGCCCACACCAGAGCAGAUCAGUCGUUUGACAUGGUACACACGUUUUGACCCUCUGGAAAAGACUGAAGAGGUUGUAAAUGCAGAUGUCUUCACAAUCGAGAGCGCCACACAGAACGCAAAAGAAACAGAAAGUGAUGCACAUCACAUGACAGAAGACUCCUGUAGUUCGGGGUCCAGCGAGAAGAGUUCAUCUAAACUGAAAUCGGCUCUGCUAUGGAUCUGUGGAAUGGAGAAGAAAACCACGGGACAGAAACCAACACCUCCCCCUCCAGAGGUCUCGGUGUGUUCCCUUCAGGAGAACCGCUGUAUGAGUCACCUUGUAAACGGCAACCUCAUCGUCUGUCUGUCAGUGGCUGUGUUUCUCAUUGCUUUCUGGGCAUAACUACUAUAAUGUGUUCCUUAUUUUGACUUGAAGCAUCUCUUCAAGGGGGAAUCGCAUGAAAACAUAUCCAGGUCACAUUUCACCACACUAUUAUUUAUAUAAUAAAUAAAAAGCAAAUUUUAGGUGAAAAUACAUGGUGGCAUUUUCAUGAAAACCAUCAUUCCUGUAAUGCAUCUGGAGGUUUUACUUUUUUAUUUCCCAUUAUUUUUUUAUUUUUGGUAAUUCUCAUUAAUCUCAAUGGCGAUACUUAUUAUUGUUAUACAAUGCAUUUUAUUUAAAUCAUACCAAUUUAUAUAAAAAUAAAUAUUUUCUUAAUAAAAUACACAUGUUUUUUAACAUAUAUGUUUUUCCACAUUAAGUUAAUGAGAAUGUGGAGUGCUAAUGUCCUGUAUUGUCAUUAUAAAUAAUAUAAAAAUGCAAAAAUAUUUAUUAAAUGGCCUUAAAAAUAAAUAUAUAAUUUUUAUUUUAUUUUAGGUAUGAAAUAUGAUCUGAUAUGUUCUCAACAAGCUUAGUGAGAUUCUCCUUCAUAGAGUUGAACUCUUUUACAGUAAGGUUGUAUUUGUUAACAUUAGUUAAUAAUAAACAAUACUUUUACAGCAUUUAUUAACCAUAGUUAUUGAUUUCAACACAUUUAAACCAAGAACACAUAUCAAAUGAAAAGUUGUGUUUGUUAACAUUAGUUAAUGCAUUAUGAACUAACAAUCAACAAUUGUAUUUUCAUGUUGACAUUAACCAAGAUUAAUAAAUGCUGUUAAAACUGGUUUAUUGUUAGUUCAUGAUGCCGAAUGCAUUUUCUCAUGUUAACAAAUGCAACCUUGUUGUAAGUGUCACCAUGACCUUUAAGCAAAAAGCUCUGCAUAUUUAUUUAUUAACAAUCAGUUUUCGCAGUAUGUAACGUGAUAUUUUAACAUGCAUGUAACCAAAACCGUGCAGACAGUUUCCUUGAUGUUUCUGUUUCAGAAUAGACUUUGCUUAAAAAAAAAAACUUCUGAAUUCCACUUUGUUUCUCGAAUUGUUUAUUGGGUAGAUAAUUAGUGGGGAAAGACAACAUGAAUUUGACAACACGUUUGUUCAUCUCGGACACCAGCAAUGUGAAGAACGAAUCUCAGUUGCAGGAUAUUUGUACAAUUAAGUACAAAAUGUGGAGACACAUAAUCAAUAUGUACAAUUAAGAAAGCCUUUUAAGAUCCAUAAUGACAACAUAUCCACAGAAAUAAAGAUACAUGCUCCAUCUGAAUGGGACGAAUGGCUUUCUAGCUGACUGCUUCCUGAGUUUAAACUGAUCCAUAAACACUUUUAUUCACAUUAAUGUUGUCAGUGCUGUUUUUGCAUAGCAUAAAGCAUAAAGCAUACCUCUAUAGACCUUUUAAAGAUUCUCAAUACUGUAGGAGUAUUAUCUUUGGUCAUUUUGAUGGGUUUAUUUUAGCAGAGCAUCAAUGAAGUAUAAACUCCACUGAGAUAAUCCAUGUAAAACAGCAUUAUCAUUUAUAUAAACUAUUUAAUAAGUAAAAUGACUGUGAUGAGAUAAACCACGACAUACAGUCAGUAUUGCACCCCAGGAAAAAAUACUCCAUAAUACAAAUCAUACUUAUUAAUGUACUUUUGCAUGUGUGCCUUU
Molecule: messenger RNA, 3810 nt
Organism: Xyrauchen texanus (razorback sucker)
Lineage: Eukaryota; Metazoa; Chordata; Actinopteri; Cypriniformes; Catostomidae
Gene: slc5a11
Product: solute carrier family 5 member 11
Exons: 16
Coding region: 177-2192 (671 amino acids)
Biological process (GO): transmembrane transport
Cellular component (GO): plasma membrane
Molecular function (GO): D-glucose:sodium symporter activity
Source: RefSeq, a predicted model, not a curated record